AUGUCGGGCAGCAGCAACAGCGCUUCGCGCAACAACAUUCUGCGGGACUUUAAGAACCUAACCGGUAUGCCCGAAGCUCGCUGCACAGAGUACCUUGAUUCCGCGAACUGGGACAUUGGCCUCGCCGCCCAGGCCUACUACGCCGACCACGAUUCCGAGGGUGACGUCCCACCCGCUGCGCAGGCUCAGCCCGCUGCUCCUGCUCCCGCCGAAUAUACCGGUCCCCGAACUCUCGAUGGCAGACCCGCCCCGGAGUCUGCGGGCGGUUCGAGCAGAGCUAGCACGGCCAAGAAGGCCGCACCCAAGAAGAAGGGUGUUGCGACGCUCAGCUCCAUCGGCGGCGGUCACGCACACGACGACGACGACGACGACGAUGACGAUGACGACGACGACAGAGGCCGGGGCGAUCUCUUUGCCGGAGGAGAGAAGUCUGGAUUAGCUGUGCAGGACCCGUCCCAGGAAGGCGGUGGCGCCAAAAAGUUCAUCAGUGACAUUCUCGCCAAGGCGAAGGCCAACGCCUCCCGUCCCGAGACUGCAUCGCCAGCUGGCCCUUCGCGCUCCAGUGUCUUCCGAGGAACAGGCAAUACCGUUGGUGGCGAAGGAACCGACAGCCGCAGCAUCCCCGACCCCAACGCCUUCCAGGAGGGUUCUCAAGGUCCGCCCGGAGCAGGCGGCGAGCCUCAGGAGCGCACCUUGCACUUGUGGCAGGAUGGUUUCAGCAUCGACGACGGCGAGCUUCACCGAUUCGAUGACCCGGAGAACGCGAUGGACCUGAACAUGAUCCGCGCCGGUAGAGCUCCUCUGCACCUGAUGAACGUCCGCUACGACCAGCCGGUCGACGUGAAGCUGCACCAGCACCAGGAGAACUACCGCCCCCUGCCCAAGAAGUACAAGCCCUUCAGCGGAGAGGGACGCCGACUCGGCAGCCCGGUCCCUGGGGAAGGUAGCUCCACCACAGCCGCGCCGCCCCCCGGUGCUUCGGCUAGUAUUCAGACCACUUCGACGAGCUCGACGGGCCCUCAGCAAGCCAUUGACGAGUCCCAGCCAACCCUGACUCUUCGCAUUCAGCUGCCCAACGGCACGAGAUUGCCUGCGCGUUUUAACACGACGCACACUGUCAAUGACGUCUACGAAUUCGUGCAGCGGGCGUCGGCCGACACCCGCACCAGGCCGUGGGUCCUGGCGACGACCUUUCCGAACAAGGACCACACCGAUCGCAGUCUGGUCCUAGGUGAGAUGCCCGAGUUCAAGAAGGGUGGUACCGCUGUUGUCAAGUGGGCUUGA
Molecule: messenger RNA, 1284 nt
Organism: Colletotrichum graminicola M1.001
Lineage: Eukaryota; Fungi; Ascomycota; Sordariomycetes; Glomerellales; Glomerellaceae
Product: SEP domain-containing protein
Exons: 3
Coding region: 1-1284 (427 amino acids)
Biological process (GO): nuclear membrane reassembly; autophagosome assembly; membrane fusion
Cellular component (GO): cytosol; nucleus
Molecular function (GO): ubiquitin binding
Source: RefSeq, a predicted model, not a curated record